UGGACUUUGUCAUCCAGGAAGAAAGUAUAGCUGAUGCUCGUAUGUAUGUAUAUACGUUUCUGUCAAGUAUUACCAAUUGUUCCACCUAUUGUUCAAGUAACUUAACGGUUUGGAAUGUUCACGCACCGUGAACAUGCAGGUGGAAAAUGCGUCCAGGCGGGCUAACGACCGACUUUUGACAGCCACUUCGACUGAUACUGUCAUUCUAGAAAAUCGUGAAAAUUCGGUGACUACCGAUCAUUCUACGACACUUGCGAAUGUAACAAACAAUAACUUAGAACUGAUCGGUACGGUGAUGUCCAUUUCACACGUGACCACCAAAAACUCUCCAGAGCAUGGUUUAGAUCAAGGAAAGGUGUUUCCAGAUAUGCAAGUUAUUAACAACAAAGGUGACCUAGGAGGUACUUGUGGUUUGACAAAUCAAGAACAGUCAGGUGCAUCUCCUGAAUCAGCUAUACACACAGCGUCAAAUGAAUCGAACGAAACGAACGCAUCAGAAGAUCGUAGUAUUUCUGCCCGAACUUCUCAAUCAGCAUUAGCGUUUACAAUCGACUUUGCUGAUAAGGAAGUAGAUUCUGUAAGAUAUCAUAAUUUAUUUGAAAGAUACAAUGCCAGACAUAAACGAAACUCAUCAAUGUCCAAGGUUGAAAUAAGGUCAAAGAAGUCAAUGCCAGUCUCUUCCAGUGUGGUGCAAAAACCAACACUUUCUCAUACUCAUUCUGAAGGUUAUUUCAGUAGUGACCAAGAAGAAAAUAUCAAACGAAAGGCUGAUAGGCUUUCACAAAAAUUACAUCAAUUAGGUUUAAAAUCUCCAAUAAAUGUUUCUCAUUGUGAUACAAAAAAAAUGAAUACCAUGUCGAGAUCACAGAGUGAACAAACAGCGGAGGAACUAAUAUCACAUUCUAAUCAUGGACACCAGAAGUCUCCUCAAUCUGCUCGAGAAAAACUCUCAUUGGACCUUAAACAUACAACAAAAUCAGAAAUGAGUCCUCGACAGGAUACAGAAAAUUCAAUUACAAUGAAUAAUUUGAGUAGAGCACAAACCUCUUCUAACCUAGAAGAAGCAAAUUGUGCCAAAUAUUCUCCUGAAAAAAAGUAUACGAAAAAUAUAGAAUGUAAAGAAUAUAGCAUGGCUGAUUAUGAUCAUGAAGGGGAAGACAAUUUACACAUCUCAAAUCUUAAUGUGACUGAAAAAAUAUCUAACAAACAUUAUUUAACCAAUGACCCUGAGUUUAAUGGUUAUGAGAAUGACGCCACUAAAGAUAGUAACAUGCACACAUCGAGUAUUAGUUGCAGGUCAAGCUCUAAUGCUGAUGGUUUUGAAAAGACUAAUUUAGAUGUUUUCAACGUUAGUAAUUUAGAUGGAGAAUCAGAUGGAGCAGUAAGUGAAGCAGGAACUUACACAAUUCAUAAAGAUUACACAGAUGAAGAAAAAGCAAGAAUGGACAUUGACAAGGUUUUUAGCGUAGGUGUCCUUACAGAAGAAGAAAGCAAUGAGGCUUAUGUUCACAGUUUCAAGUUAAGUGUAUCCAGAGAUAAUAAUACUUGGAUAUCCGAAUGGGCUACGCAAGUGGCUGAACAUAACUCUUUCCCUUCAUCAGUAGUGGGAAAAGAAGGACGUUCAUCUCCAUUGAGUCCAUCUAAGAUACCCUCUCCAAUACACACAAGGUCUCAGAGAUUGUCUAGAAAUCGUCAGGAGCAGAGUGACAGCAGCUUGGAUACGGAGUCCUGUUUACGUGCAAAUGAAAACCUUGGAUUAUUACAAAAUCGACAAGCACUAAUUGACUCAGGAGGUGAAUCAGAUGAUGAUACAAGUAAUAGUUACAAUACUCCACCCCAUAGCUCCCAAAGGACUCCAACGCACAAUGCAUUGAUUAGGCGUGGUAGCCUAUCUGAAGCUUUACUUCGAAGAGUUAAUGCUUCCGAUGUACGAAGGAGUAUCCGAAAAUAUAUUAAUACUAAUAGUAAACCAAGAAAUGAACAAAGAAAUGAUGAAACUGUAUCAACAGUUGCAAGCAAUCCGUCCCAUGCUCUGGCGGCCCUUAAAGCGGGAAGAAGAAGUAGCUCUCUGGACAGGAAACAAUAUAUGUCUGAUACUGCGGAAUCUGCGACAUUUAAAAAGAACGAUAUAAAGUAUAGUUUAGAAGAUAAUUUUAAGCUAACAAGCAGUCCAGUUCUAAAUCGUCUUCAACCAUCCACGCCAAAACUAACUAACAGUCCAAUAUUAAGCCGGAAGGAACUUGCAACAAGAAUUUGCAACUCUCCCGUACUAAGUAAAGCGAGAAGCUUAACAAAGUCUGUUCCACAAGCCAACAAUAUUGGGUACUUUGUUUGUACUGAAAAUAGUCCAUACAUGCUUCGAAAGUCCAGUAGCACUACUAAUUACCACGAAGAUACAACAAUUCGUGGAAAAGAAUUAUCUACAACGACAAUUAGCAUGCUACAAAAUAGUCCAGUAAUGCGUCGUAGUGGAAGUGUACAAAGAUCGUCCAGUAGCGCUAGCAUUAGAAAUGUAAGACUGACUAAUGCGCUGGCGAGGCAUAGUAGUUUCAACAACAGUGAUACCGAAAAACUGUCUUUACGAGGAAAAUUUGCUGUGGCUUCCGACAGUAGUAGUGAAACAGGAGAAGCUCCACCUAAACUAUUGCAGUCAUCUUCUUCAGGGAUUAAACUAAAUAGAGCAUUCAGUAUACGAAGAGCAAGAUUGAAUUGUGAAUCUGAUACAACGCCGAACACUACACCAGAAGAAAGGAGAAAAAGAACUCAGGUAGAAGUGAAACCUGUUACGUGUUCAAGUAGGCAGCAGAGUCAUCAUCGGCGACGUAUGAACAGCAUAGGCUCAAAUAGUAAAGAAGUAUUUAAGAAACCAGAGCCAGUGAAGUCAAAAACUCCCUCAACAUCUAGAACCGAUAGUGGAAGAUUUAGCAUGUGGCCUUCAAAAUCUUCUCAUCACUCAUCUCAGCGGCCUAGUCAGAAACCCAACAAAGAUCAAAAGUCAGGAAGAAGUAAUUCCACUCUUACAUCGAAAGAAGUUGAGUUCCAAAAUUGGAAAAGGCGUAAAAAUUAUGAUCCCAUGAAGGCAGCAGCAGAGGGCAAAAAGAAAUUGGAUAACUCGAAGAAAACUCAUAGCACCGAAGAUAGCUCUAUUUCUCGUGAUAAUUCAGUGUUACGAUCUGCCAGCUUUCACGGAACCGGCGGUACUCUCUCUUUAGCUGACGAUUGGUCAGACAAUGAAAUUGAUGACGAUCAGAAAAACAUUCAGGCACCGCCACCAUGUAGUCCACAACUGGGAAGCGAUAGCGACUUGGAGACUUCUUCGUACCUGCAAACAACACAAAAUGUCGUUUCUGCUAUGUCAGCCCGUAUAACAGUAUACAAUCCAGCAUUAGUAGAUUCCGGAGGAGAAAGCGACGAAGAUACAAGUCACAGUUUGCAUCGUUCUGCAGAUAGACCUACUCAUCAAGAAAGCGACACGGAAAGUAGCGAUGGACCGCCGCCUGCAGUGCAACCGUCUAUCACGAAUACAAAAUAUAACAGAGCUUUCAGUUUACGAAGAGCCAGGUUAGAACCGCAAGAAACAAAAUCCGUACCACCAUUGACUAUCAAAACAAGGAGUUCCUCGCGUGAUACAAGAGGAAAGCCUGAAGCGGUUUCUGGUAUUUCAAGAACUGACUCUGGACGUUUUAGCAUGCGCCUUCCUAAAUCAUCCAGCACUGCUACUAAACUUAAAUCAAAGGAGGCCAAAAAACCUAGUACCCCCAGUUCAAAAGAAGUAGAGAUGCAGAAUUGGAAACGAAGAAAGAGUUACGAUCCUAUGAAAGCAGCUCUGGAAGGAAGACGAAAAGCUGGUCUUGCAAAGAGAAACCUAAAUGCGAAUGUCUCCCCAAGGACUGAUAGCGAUCAAUAAUCUAAAGAUAAUGUCUUCGAUACAAGCGUCAUGUGUCAAGAUCACAAAGCUUCCAUGGAUCAGCUGGUCUAGGCGCUAGUGAUUGGAGUGAUGAAGAAUUAACCGUGUCUGCAGAUGAGGCUACGCUUUACUAAGCACAGCCUACUGGAUAUUUAGUAAAAGAUAUGUAUUUCUUCUACUCGUUUUGUUCUCUCUGCUGCCACUGAUCUAAGCAACACAUUACUUUUCUAAAGUGAUGAGAACGUCGCGCUUACAAGAAUUAGUAAUAAUCAGUCAGGCGACUAUUGGAAUAAGGCUUUAUUUAUAAGGUUAGCAAAUGAGUGUGUGCUGAGUGCAUCAUAUAAUAGUUAUAACUUCUUCUGGCAAUUGAACAAGAUUCACGUAUAAUCAGCGUGAUGGACAGAAAAAAAAUAGUAACAAUACGUAUAUGUGUGUAAAACAUUUUUUCAGCCUCUUUACGAGACUUAUCUAUGAAUAUUAUAGACUCGUCCAAUACUUCAUCGAUGAUGAGAAAAAAUAGUUAUGCAUUAAAUUGGUUGAACCGUUAUUGGAACAAGUAUAAUGUAGAAGAAUUGCUUGAGUUUAUGGGAGACAAAAAACUUUGCUUUUCUAUAAGCUAAUGAUUAACUGGACAGCAGUUGUUAGCAUAAAUAAGGUUUUUGAAUUUUGCUCUUCUUAAGUAAUUAAAUCAAUUUAUCAGAAGCUAAUUAAAAUAUCAGAAGUAAUUCAUUAUCUUUGCAGAUAUUUUACAUUCAUAUUGGGGUUAAUGAUGAUAAAAAGUUAAAUGAUUUGGUCUAAUACAGUUUAAGACUAGUUUAAUUCAGCUUGAAUAUUAUGUACAUCUUAUUGCAUUAAAAUCGUCAUUAUAGUAUCUUGUACGGAAUACGUGUUUAUGCGCGUUAUGUUACUAUGUAAAAAGAAAUGUAAUGUACAGCAAUUUGUUAAUAUUGUCUUUCAUAAUUUACAUUAAGUAGCAUCACAUAAACUUCAGUGAACAGUAUUGCUACAGUUUCAUUAUAAUAAAUUCAUUGAAAUACUAACUUUGUAGCUGUACAUUUGCAAGUAUUCGAUUGAUUAGUUUUAACGGGUUACGAAGAAUACGAUAUUUUUUGUAAAAUUUAGCAGCUCAUUAAGGAUUCCAAAGUUGUAAUAACAGAUAGACCUCAGGUAGCUUAAUAUCCUGUGACUAAUAAUCUCAACUUGCUAAAAAUAGGUAAGAUGAUUAUAUAUAAACAUGUAAACUUGAAGUCAUGUCGGAAUGAUUAAAAUGUUUCAAUGAGGGUUUGUUUUUUGCAGUACUAUUUCAGUUAAUGUAAUAAUUUUAAUUGGAUUUAACAAUUAUUUAAUCAGUUUUGAUUUGAAUUUUAUUAUUAACAAGCAAAAUAGGACACAUAAUAAGCAGAAAAGUAAAGAAUUCAAGACGAUUAAAUGGGAUUCUUACACAAUCUUAAUGUAAUGUUUCUGAAACACUAUGAACACUAUAUUGCUAGUGUUUAACAUUCAGCUUUAGCUAUAAUUUCGAAUUCACAAUAGAUGUUGGAAGAGAAAAGGUGUAAGCUAAUCGAGGUUGUUCUGUAUUAUAACUUUAAGAUAGAUAAAAAAUAAAAUUACUUCGCUUAUGUAUAAAAACUGAGUUACAAUUUCCUUUCUCAUCAUACUAAUAUUUCUUUUAUAUGACAAUAUUUGAAAAAUGAGAACUAUACUAAUGACAAUGGGUUUUUAUUUUUUUUUAAAUCGAAGAAACGCCGUCUAAUUAUUACAUAAGAUAUAUAGUUUAGGAGCGGCAUAGAUACACAACCAAGUUUAUGAUUAAGUACCAUGACACCACGUUAAUAUCGUCAAUCAUAAUAACGCCAGAACACUGUUUUCGAAGGAUAUAAAUAGAAUAAUAUUUUACACUGAGUUUUUAGGCAGAAACAUAAGGCUUGUUUGUUAAACUUGUUGCUCUAUCAUAAAUUUAAUAUAAACUUAAAACGGU
Molecule: messenger RNA, 5885 nt
Organism: Orussus abietinus
Lineage: Eukaryota; Metazoa; Arthropoda; Insecta; Hymenoptera; Orussidae
Exons: 15
Coding region: 134-3907 (1257 amino acids)
Source: RefSeq, a predicted model, not a curated record